This is a messenger RNA of Mesoplodon densirostris (Blainville's beaked whale), 5188 nucleotides long. RefSeq names its product DNA polymerase kappa (gene POLK). The record is from RefSeq and is a predicted model, not a curated record. Gene Ontology annotation, molecular function: DNA-directed DNA polymerase activity; damaged DNA binding. Lineage: Eukaryota; Metazoa; Chordata; Mammalia; Artiodactyla; Ziphiidae. Gene Ontology annotation, cellular component: nucleus. Bases 891 to 3527 code for a protein of 878 amino acids. The transcript is spliced from 15 exons. Gene Ontology annotation, biological process: error-prone translesion synthesis.
CUCGCCUCGCCGCAGGUGAGUCUGGGCAAGGGGUCCUCGGCCCCGCGGGUUGCUCACCUUGCUGAGGACCCCGCAGCGCUCCACAGGCGGCCCGGACUCCGUCUCCGGAUCCUCCUCCGAGCCCGACGAGUUCCAGCUCUGGUUAUCCGACAUGGAGGCGCGACAGCCGAGCAGGAGACCGGCCCCCGCUCCCUGAGCUGCGCCGUUGGAGGCGCCCAGUCCCCGGGGUGAAGCGUCGGAGGAUGGCGAAGGAAGGAGUGCCCGCUCGGGAGCAGGAGGGAGCUGGAGGAGGGACGAAGUGCGCCCGCCGCGCCGCCGCCGCGCCUGACACCGAGCGGACCGGGGAAGGAGGACGAGUGGCGAAGGAAGCCUGCCCUUCCAGCCGUCAGCCGCCGCCGCCGUCGUCGCCGUCGCCGUGACCCCUGCGCUCUGCCCGGCGCUGCCACCCGAACUCAGCCCCCUCGGUGCCAACCUCGGGGGAAACGAAAAGGGGAGGAAGAGGGGAAAAAAAAAUCUAGCUGCAGAGACCCAGGUCCACUCACACCUCCGCUACCGCCGCCAUCUUCCCGCCUGGCCCACUAUUUACCCUCCCCUCCCCUCCCCUCUCCCCUCCCCUUCGUCCUCCCAUUCUCCCCCGGCUCCCCGCCCCGUCCUCCUCCCAACGUCUGACGCGACACGCCGAGGCUCGGAGUCCCCUCCCGCAACCUACCUCCUGCCCUCCCGAGUGACGCCGGGUAGAAAACUAGGAAGAGCGGAGAAAGGAGAAGGAGGGAUGGGGACGCCACUGUGCUGCAUUCUGGGAAGGACGCUGCUCCGUACGCCGCGCAGCCUCCUGGGAGUUGUAGUCGCGGUCCUGAGGUAACUGGAGAGAGAGCCGAGUUGUUUACACCAUGGAUAGCACAGAGGAGAAGAAUAACAGCACAAAGGAGAAGAAUGACAAUUACAAAGAUGAUCUUCUGCUAAGGAUGGGACUUAAUGAUAAUAAAGCCGGAAUGGAAGGAUUAGAUAAAGAGAAAAUUAACAAAAUUAUAAUGGAAGCCACAAAGGGGUCCAGAUUUUAUGGAAACGAGCUCAAGAAAGAAAAGCAAGUCAACCAACGAAUUGAAAAUAUGAUGCAACAAAAGGCUCAAAUUACCAGCCAGCAGCUAAGGAAAGCACAAUUACAGGUUGACAGAUUUGCAAUGGAAUUGGAACACAGCCGGGAUCUGAACAAUACCAUAGUACACAUUGACAUGGAUGCUUUCUAUGCAGCUGUAGAAAUGAGGGACAAUCCAGAACUGAAGGAUAAACCCAUUGCUGUAGGAUCAGUGAGUAUGUUGUCUACUUCGAAUUAUCACGCAAGGAGAUUUGGUGUUCGUGCAGCCAUGCCAGGAUUCAUUGCAAAAAGACUCUGCCCACAACUUAUUAUAGUGCCCCCAAACUUUGACAAAUACCGAGCUGUGAGUAGAGAGGUUAAGGAAAUACUUGCUGAUUAUGAUCCCAAUUUUAUGGCCACGAGUCUUGAUGAAGCCUACGUGAAUAUAACAAAGCAUUUAGAGGAAAGACAAAAUUGGCCUGAGGACAAAAGGAAGUAUUUCAUCAAAACAGGGAACUCUCUAGAAAAUGAUAAACCAGGAAAGGAAGUUAAUAAACUGCGUGAGCAGGAACGAUCCAUCUCUCCUCUACUUUUUGAAGAUAGUCCUCCUGAUUUGCAGUCCCCAGGAAAUCCUUUCCAAGUGAACUUUGAAGAACUGAAUAAUCUUCAAAUACUCCAAAACUCAAUUGUUUUUGGAACAUCAGCUGAGGAAGUGGUAAAGGAAAUUCGUUUCAGAAUCGAGCAAAAAACUACACUGACAGCCAGUGCAGGCAUUGCACCAAAUACAAUGUUAGCGAAAGUAUGCAGUGAUAAGAAUAAACCAAAUGGACAAUACCAAAUUCUCCCUAAUAGACAAGCUGUGAUGGACUUCAUCAAGGACUUACCCAUUAGAAAGGUUUCUGGAAUAGGAAAAGUUACAGAGAAAAUGUUGAAGGCCCUUGGAAUUAUUACUUGUACAGAACUCUACCAACAGAGGGCAUUACUUUCUCUCCUUUUCUCUGAAACAUCUUGGCAUUAUUUCCUUCAUAUUUCCCUGGGUCUAGGUUCAACACACCUGGCAAGGGAUGGAGAGAGGAAAAGCAUGAGUGUUGAGAGGACAUUCAGUGAGAUAAGUAAAGCAGAAGAACAGUACAGCUUGUGCCAAGAACUUUGCAGUGAACUUGCUCAAGAUCUGCAGAAAGAAGGACUUAAGGGUAGAACCGUUACCAUUAAGCUAAAGAAUGUGAAUUUUGAAGUAAAAACUCGUGCAUCUACAGUUUCAUCUGUUGUUUCUACUGCAGAAGAAAUAUUUGCUAUUGCUAAAGAAUUGCUAAGAACAGAAAUUGAUGCUGAUUUUCCACAUCCCUUGAGAUUAAGACUUAUGGGGGUGCGGCUCUCUGGUUUUCCCAAUGAAGAGGAGAAGAAACACCAACAAAGGAGCAUUAUUGGCUUCUUACAGCCUGGAAACCAAGCCCUGUCAGCCACCAGAUGUAUACUAGAGAAAGCUGACAAAGAUCAGUUUCUAAAACCUCUAGAAAUGUCUCAUAAGAAGAGUUUCUUUGAUAAAAAACGAUCUGAAAGGAAUUGGAGCUACCAGGACACAUUUAAAUGUGAAACUGUAGAUAAACAAAGUUUACAGACAUCACAAUCCUUCCAAGUUUUAAAGAAGAGGAUGAGUGAGAAUUUAGAAACAUUGGAGAAUUUAGAUAACUGUCAUAUAUUUACCUGUCCUGUUUGCUUCAGGGAGCAAGGAAGCAUCAGUCUGGAAGCCUUUAAUAAACACGUAGAUGCGUGUCUUGAUGGACCUUCCAUCAGUGGAAACUCUAAAAUGUCCUCACGUUCACAUGCUUCCUCUACAGAAGUGAACGAGAAAGAAAAUGUACAUGAUUCUGUUUCUGUCUGUGAGAAGCAGGAUUAUGAAACUCAUCAGAAGAAUACAGAGAUCACAUCAGUAGAUUCUGUAGCGUUGGCAGAGACUACUGGUAAUCCAUCUAAUACAGAAGGUGUAGGUGCGCUAAGUAAUAAGCACAGCAAAGAGGAAUGUUCUAGUCUUCCAAGCAAAUCAUUUAACGUGGAACACUGUCCUCAGAAUUGUUGCACUGUUUCACUGGAAAAUGAAGAUGGUGCGUCAUUAAGAAGGAAAGAGCCCCUACAACCUUAUUUAUAUGAAGUGAUCAGUGACCAAGUCCUCGUUUGUCCUGUUUGUAACCUAGAACAAAAGACUUCAGAUCUUACCCUAUUCAACGUGCAUGUAGAUGUUUGCUUAAAUAAAGGCAUUAUCCAGGAACUGAGAAAGGAUAAGGUUAAUCCAGUUAACCAACCCAAAGAAAGCACCACAAGUACUGAUAACUCAGGCAAAGUACAGAAGAUUGGGACAAAAGCAAACAGGCCAGGACUGAUGACAAAGCACUCGGCGUCAAAGAAAACAAAACCAAACAGUCCCAGACACACCCUUGAUAUAUUUUUUAAAUGAACGUUGAACAUUUUAUCAUUAAUUUUUUAUUGAAACUUGUUAUUUUAUAAUCAAUGAAUGUAUUCUUCCUCAUUCCAGGCUUACAGAUUCAUUGAGUGAAAGGCAAGUGCAAUAAGCCCUCCCCAAAUGACAUUUCCUUUAUAUGAAUUUGGAAUAUAUACUAAUUUACUUCUGUAUCUUUUUUUGAUAACAAUGAGAAUUCCACUUCCAUUAUACUUCGAUUGGAAAUCAGUCCUGUUAGAGAUAAUUUUAAAAUGAGAAGUUAGGAAUGGGAUCAGGAAGUGAUUUCUUUCUUUAUUAUGUUUUUGGGGUUUCUUUGUUUUUGUUUUUUUUUGCGGUACACAGGCCUCUCACCAUUGUGGCCUCUCCCAUUGCGGAGCACAGGCUCUGGAUGCGCAGGCUCAGCGGCCAUGGCUCACGGGCCCAGCCGCUCCGUGGCCUGUGGGAUCCUGCCAGACUGGGGCACAAACCUGUGUCCCCUGCAUCGGCAGGCGGACUCCCAACCACUGCGCCACCAGGGAAGCCCUAUUAUGUUUUAUAGUGAAUAUAAAAACUUACAUUUAUAAGGGCUCUCAGAAGUUCAGAUAAACCUAUUUUAGCAUAAGAAUUUUUUAGCACUUAACCACUUUGUUUGCACUGGACUGCUAUGUUUGAUCUUAGUAUCUUCUACAACUUUGUAUAAUUAUAUUUUAGCUCCUAGUAUCUUCAGAUACCUCAUGAACAUUCAUAAUGAAUACUUAUCUUAAGUUCUAUGAAGAGUAUUAGCUUAGCAGAACUAGCAUGAGUGGUUUUGUUACCUUCAGGGAAAUAAUGUCACAGUAUUAUUUGCUGUGUUAAAAGAAUUUUUGUUUAAAAUAUGAUUAUUCAUUUGAUUUUUUUUAAUUUAAAAUUUUCUUUAUCUAAUGAAUAAGCACUUGGUUCACUUAAAAAAAACAUUUAGUCUAAGAUUCAUGGUAAUUAUUUUCUUAUCUAGGACUUUUAAACAGCAAUAUUUCAUUUCUUGACAGUUAUAUUUGUACUUUACACAAAUCUGUAAAAAAGGAUAAAUUGUACACUCACUUCAUUUUUAUUAUGACCUUCUGGAGAAGAAUGUGCAAUUCAAAAGUGUGCAAUUAAUGUGUGUUAAAACACCUCAUUUAUCUUAGUUAUAUUUCUAUCAUGUUUUCAUUAACAUUCGCGAAAGAAGACAGCUUAACAGUAGUUAGCUUAAGUAGUUCCAAAUAUUUUUGUGCUAUCAAUAGAGGAGUUUUUAUCAAAAAAACAAUUAUUUAAUUGAAACAUGAAGAUGGAACCCAUUUUCUAUUACGGCUUUAAGGAACUGAAUCUUUUGUUCUAAUAUUUUUGUUUCUUUUCAUAUUUUAUAGCUCAUUACCUAAAUGUAUAAAGACAAUGUUUUAGGAACAGCGUAAAUUAGAAUCUCACACAACCUUUGGCCAAAGUGGUAAUUUGACUUUAAAUUACUAGAUGAUUUAAAAUUAGGCUUAGUUUAUUAACAUACCAAUUUCAUGCCUAAUAUUAUUAUACGCUAUGGUUAAUACCUAGUUGUAGAGCUACGCUUCUUGAUUGUGUGAUUUACUUACAUUAAUUCUCUACAAAAUUAACUUCAAUGAAGCAGUGAUUUAAUGUAUUGAAAAGUAGAUAGCACCAUAUUUGUUCUUUUC